Molecule: messenger RNA, 1056 nt
Organism: Durusdinium trenchii
Lineage: Eukaryota; Dinophyceae; Suessiales; Symbiodiniaceae
Source: the annotation of a GenBank genome assembly
AUGCCGCGCACCACCUCGCGCGCAAACGCACUGCGCGCCGGGACCGGCCCGCGCAUCUUUUCGCUCCUCCUGGUUCUUGGAGUGGGUCUUGCAUACAGCGGCCUCGUGGCUUUUUGCUCAUUCCAACCCAGCCAGGCUCAAGGGGCCCGAAUUUCUCGGAGGGCCGAGGGAAGUGGCACGACGCUUGAGAAGCCCAAGGCCGGCAGCGAGUGGCGCCUGGGCGUGGGCCGCGCCAUCGACGUGCUGCGGCGCGACGUGGCGGGCCUCUUCAGCCGAAAGCGCUACACGCCGGACUUCUCCAUCUACAGCCCCGACAUCGAAGUCACAGAUGCCAGGCUUCCUAGCUUCAAGAUCAAAGGCCUCGCCAGCUACCAGCAGGUGCUUUCCACACUGCAGUGGUCGGUGCGCACGGCCUGCGACCGAAGUAACUUGGAGAUCACCUCAAGACGCAUGAAUUCAAGUCGACGUGCCGAAGGGAUGCGGUGGAUGUGCGUCCUUCAGGACGUGCGUUCCAUGCUUGGCAUUGGCCAUUCCUCCGGUGCCGAAGUGCCUUUCAUCGUCGAAGGCUACUCGCGCUAUGAGUUUGACCCAUGGUCGGCCGCCAUCGUCAAGCACACCAUCGAUAUCACCAAUCCGCCGAUGUAUUUGUCGGACUUGAUGGCUUCCUAUGCAUCUCCCUCCUGGCUCACUGUCAGUCCUCAGCUUGGCAUGCCAAGUCUCAGCGCUUGGCCGGCCACUGCGACCACUGCGUCUGGCUCGCACACCGGAGCCGCCUUGCUCACCGGUGGCAGCGCUGUGGCGGGGACGAUGGGGACGGGCCGGAACGUGAGUGGGUUGGCACGGAGAGCUGGUGGGAUGUUCCCAGGUUUUCCCCAAGGCUGUGAGGAUGAUUUCGAGUGCAAUGAUGGGAAGGCCAACUUUCCGCUCCAGUGCUGUGAGAUGCCCUUGUUGGGCAAGUUUUGUUGCGAGCCGCCAGAUGACUUUGCUACGGGCGUUCCCAAUGAAAUGCCUGCCUAUGUGCCGCUGCCCGUGCCAGUGGACCCUCUGGACCAGUGA